Messenger RNA from Cokeromyces recurvatus, 671 nucleotides. Its product is annotated as proteasome complex subunit Rpn13 ubiquitin receptor-domain-containing protein. Bases 105 to 671 code for a protein of 188 amino acids. Gene Ontology annotation, biological process: ubiquitin-dependent protein catabolic process. Gene Ontology annotation, molecular function: ubiquitin binding; proteasome binding; endopeptidase activator activity. The transcript has 4 exons. The record is from RefSeq and is a predicted model, not a curated record. Gene Ontology annotation, cellular component: proteasome regulatory particle, lid subcomplex; nucleus; cytoplasm. NCBI's taxonomy places the organism in Eukaryota, Fungi, Mucoromycota, Mucoromycetes, Mucorales, Mucoraceae.
AGGCAAUGUGACGUCUUUUUAUUCCCAAAUACAUUUAUAAACUAGAACUUAUUACAUAAUGCGUGCAUUUUUCUUCGUAGCUCAAUUAUACAUUUAUAUAAAAAAUGAGCUUAUUUGCUGCCGCUGCUCGAUCUUCACAUUUAGUCGAGUUUAAUGCUGGGAAAUGUAUCAUUGAAGGUAGACUAAUUAAGCCAGAUACCAGAAAAGGUAUGAUUUACAUGGAGCAGGGUGAAGAUCAACUAUUACAUUUUUAUUGGAAAGAACGUCAGAAUGAAUCAGUUCCCGAAGACGACUGGAUUAUAUUUCCUGACGAAGCAGAAUUUACAAAAGUUACGCAAUGCACAACAGGUCGUGUUUAUCUUUUACGGUUCAAAAUCUCGAAUGAACGUCAUUUUUAUUGGAUGCAAAAUAAAUCAGAUGAAAAAGAUGAUGAAUUAGUUGAGCGUGUCAAUAACCUAAUUCGUGAUCCUGAAACCAACAUGUCUCCAGAACCCGAGGAUUCAGCUUCUCAUGCUGACUUUAUGCGAAUUUUAAAUAAUGUUCGUAGUCAAGGUAUGAUUGUAACUCAUUCAAAAAAAAAAAAAAAGAUUAGUUUUACUUAUUUUAUUUGUUUAGAUCCUAGCCUCACUCCGGAAAAUAUUUUACAUUUUCUACGCAAUAUGAAUAGGUAA